Messenger RNA from Megalops cyprinoides (Indo-Pacific tarpon), 915 nucleotides. RefSeq names its product apelin receptor A-like. Bases 1 to 915 code for a protein of 304 amino acids. The transcript has a single exon. Gene Ontology annotation, cellular component: membrane. NCBI's taxonomy places the organism in Eukaryota, Metazoa, Chordata, Actinopteri, Elopiformes, Megalopidae. Gene Ontology annotation, molecular function: G protein-coupled receptor activity. The record is from RefSeq and is a predicted model, not a curated record. Gene Ontology annotation, biological process: immune response; G protein-coupled receptor signaling pathway.
AUGUCGCCGUUAAACACUUCUGAUCUGAACUGCACCUCUUUCAACGCCGACCGUGUGGCCCCCAGUGUGGUUAUGGGGUUCUGCUGUCUGGUGGGGGUAUGUGGCAACAUUGCGGUGGUCAUGGUAAUACUUAACAAAUUCAAGAAAGAGAAAUUAAAUUUCACUCUGAAGCUGAUGCUGAACCUGGCGGUGUCUGACCUCUUGGGACUCUUCACUUUGCCGGCGUGGAUCUACACCUGGCUCUUUGGCUGGAGGUUUGGCCGCGGCGCUUGCAGGUUUGUCUCCUACGUAGUCAUCAGCAGUUUGUACUCGAGUGUGCUGACAGUCACCCUGAUGAGUGUGCAGCGCUACCUGACAGUGCUGUACACCCAGUGCUGGGCCAGACUGCGUGGGACGGGCGAGAGGGUGCUGCUGGCCACCCUGUGGGGGCUGGCGGGUGUCCUCGCCUCCCCAGCGCUGGUACUCGCAGAUGUGGCAGGGAAGAAGAGGCUGUGUCGCUGGAACUACAGGUCAGAAACAGAGGAAGUUGCCACCUUGCUCAUGGAGACCCUGUGGGGGUUUGUCGUUCCUUUCUCCAUCCUGGUCACCUCUUACUUCUGCCUCCACAAGAAGGUGAACCAAACCGCUUUCUUCAGCAGCCAGAGGAUGACCAAGCUGGUGACCACCAUCGUGGUGACCUUCUUCAUCUUCUGGUUCCCCCUCCAUGUCAUCAAUGUCCUGGACAUCUUUGCAAUCUCACUCAAAUCCAGAUCUCUGAAGAACUUUGUGGAGCCCAGCUGGGGUUACACUCAGGCUCUGACCUUCAUCAACAGCUGUGUGAACCCCUUCAUCUACGCCUUUGCCUCCCGAAACCGCAGGAGGAGGAACACCGAGCACUCUGGGACAACACAGGCCAUCUCUACUAGCAAUUUAUAA